This is a messenger RNA of Amborella trichopoda, 2957 nucleotides long. It is a transcript of the gene LOX6, whose product is annotated as PLAT/LH2 domain-containing lipoxygenase family protein. Gene Ontology annotation, molecular function: oxidoreductase activity, acting on single donors with incorporation of molecular oxygen, incorporation of two atoms of oxygen; protein binding; metal ion binding. The record is from RefSeq and is a predicted model, not a curated record. Lineage: Eukaryota; Viridiplantae; Streptophyta; Magnoliopsida; Amborellales; Amborellaceae. Gene Ontology annotation, biological process: lipid oxidation.
GCUCUCUCUCUCUCUCUCUCUCUCUCUCUCUCUCUCUCUGUUGGCCAACGAACAGAGUUGCAGAGAUGCUCACAACUAAUCCCACUUCCCAUCUCACUCUAAGGAGUUCUCACUCCUCUCUCCCCUCUCAAUCAACUACCCUUCAUUGCCACCCAAUCCAUGGCAAACCCAUGAUCCAGAAACCGCAAAUUUCCACUCAGAAAACUAAGAUCAGAACAAUAAGAGCAGUGAUCAGUCAAGACAAACCAUCUGAACCAGUUACCUCUCUGCCCAAUCAGGCAACUGGGAUCGAUGUCAAAGCUGUGAUCACAAUCAGGAAGAAAAUAAAAGAGAAGCUCACUGAAAAAAUUGAAGAUCAGUUUGAGUCUUUCCUUAAUGGGAUCGGUCGGGGGAUCGUUCUUCAGCUUGUCAGCAACGAGAUCGAUCCAACAACUAAAUCAGGGAAGAGGAGCAGAGAGUCGGCAGCAAGAGGCUGGUUGCCACGGCCCUUGGAUCACCCAUACAUUGUGGAGUAUGCUGCAGAUUUCACAGUAGAAUCAGAUUUUGGCAUGCCAGGGGCAGUUCUUGUAAAAAAUUUACACAAUAAGGAGUUCUUUUUGAUGGAGAUUGUGAUUCAAGGGUUUAAUGAAGGUCCCAUCGUCUGUCCUGUAAAUUCAUGGAUCGCUUCCAAGGAAGACAGUUCAGAAAAGAGAAUUUUCUUCAGCAAUCAGGCCUACUUGCCUUCACAGACACCAAGCGGUCUCAAGGAUCUUCGACAGAAUGAGCUGAAUAGCCUUCAAGGGAAUGGAAAAGGUGAGCGGAAGGGAUAUGACAGGAUAUACGACUACACUACUUAUAAUGAUUUGGGUAAUCCAGACAAAGAUUUGGAUCUUUCCAGGCCUGUCCUUGGUAAUGAACAAAGGCCUUAUCCUAGACGAUGUCGCACAGGACGACCCCCAUCCAAGUCAGAUCCAUUGACAGAGAGAAGGAUAGAGAAGCCCCAUCCAGUAUAUGUUCCAAGGGAUGAAACUUUUGAGGAGAUCAAGAAGGCCACCUUUUCAGCUGGUGCCCUUAAAGCACUAAUGCACAAUUUGAUACCAUCUCUUAUUGCCACUCUGUCGAGCACUGAUAAUCCAUUCCAAUGCUUCACUGACAUCGACAAGCUAUAUAAUGAUGGAGUUAUUUUGAAGACAGAAGAAGGAAAGGGAGUUUUCAGUAGCCUUGUGCUUCCAAAGAUAUUGAAAGAUGUCAUAAGCACAGGAAAGCGUUUACUCCGAUAUGAAAUUCCAACCAUAAUUUCAAGGGACAGAUUUGCCUGGUUGCGUGACAAUGAGUUUGCUCGUCAGACAUUAGCAGGUGUCAAUCCAGUGAAUAUUGAGCGAUUGAAGGAAUUCCCAAUACUUAGUAAAUUGGAUCCCGCAGUAUAUGGUCCACCAGAGUCAGCUAUAACAGCUGAACAUUUAGAGAAAGAACUGAAUGGUAUGAGUGUUGAGGAGGCAAUCAAAGAAGAAAAACUAUAUCUACUUGACUACCAUGACAUAUUCAUGCCUUUUGUUAAGAAGAUAAACUCCUUGAAAGGAAGAAAAAUCUAUGCUUCAAGGACAGUCUUUUUCUUGACUCCAGCUGGCACACUGAAACCAAUUGCAAUUGAGCUUAGCCUUCCACCAACACCAUCUCAGCCUGUGAACAAGCAUGUGUACACUCAUGGCCACGAUGCCACAACCCACUGGAUUUGGAAAUUUGCUAAAGCACAUGUUUGUUGUAAUGAUGCUGGUUGUCAUCAAUUGGUAAAUCACUGGUUGAGGACUCACGCUAGCAUGGAGCCAUACAUUAUUGCAACCCAUAGACAACUUAGUUCGAUGCAUCCAAUUUACAAGUUGUUGCACCCAUAUAUGCGAUACACACUUGAAAUCAAUGCAUUGGCUAGACAGAGUCUCAUAAAUGGAGGUGGCAUCAUAGAAUCAUGUUUUAGCCCUGGAAAGUAUUCAAUGGAGAUGAGCUCAGCAGCAUACAAGAGUAUGUGGCGUUUUGAUAUGGAAGGAUUGCCAGCAGACCUAAUCCGAAGGGGCAUGGCAGUGAAGGAUCCAUCAAAGCCAGGUGGCGUGAGACUUGUAAUUGAGGACUAUCCGUAUGCAGCAGAUGGGCUCCUUAUUUGGUGUGCUAUUGAAGAUAUGGUAGAAGAAUGUGUUUCAUUUUUGUACUCAGAACCAAAUAGCAUUACACGUGACUCCGAGCUUCAAGCAUGGUGGAAUGAGAUAAAAAACAAGGGCCACGCUGACAAGAGAAACGAACCAUGGUGGCCUAAAUUACAGUCCAAGGAGGACUUAUGUGGAAUUCUAACAACCUUGAUUUGGAUAGCAUCAGGGCAACAUGCAGCCAUCAAUUUCGGUCAAUACCCAUAUGGAGGAUAUGUUCCAAAUCGCCCCACUCUAACGAGAAAGCUAAUCCCACAAGAAGAUCACCCAGAGUAUCAAAUUCUUCUAACGCACCCAGAAGACUUUUUCCUCUCAUCUCUACCCACCCAACUACAAGCAACAAAGAUAAUGGCAGUUAAGGACACAUUAUCAACACAUUCGCCAGAUGAAGAGUAUUUGGGUCAGUUGCAUCAGACUCAUGCAAACUGGAUUAACGACCAAAGAGUUCUAAGUACUUACGAGAAGUUUUCGGCAAGGUUAGAAGAAAUAGAUAUCAUAAUUAACAAGAGGAAUGCAGAUAAAAGUCUUAAGAAUCGAAAUGGGGCCGGAAUUCCUCCAUAUGAAUUACUUCUUCCUUCUUCUGAGCCAGGAGUGACAGGUCGGGGAAUUCCUAAUAGCAUUUCUAUCUAAUGGAAUUGAUGAUGUGAAAUCUGCAGUAUGUUGUUUUCUCCUUUGCACUUUUGUUUGAAAACUAAUGCAUGCAAAGUCACCAAUUAUCCCGGCACCACACAUUGAUGAUGGUCUGGUAAUAGAAUGUAAAGCAUCGGGGCAAUAUUGGCUUUU